Molecule: messenger RNA, 1716 nt
Organism: Theobroma umbraticum
Lineage: Eukaryota; Viridiplantae; Streptophyta; Magnoliopsida; Malvales; Malvaceae
Product: aspartyl protease family protein At5g10770-like
Biological process (GO): proteolysis
Molecular function (GO): aspartic-type endopeptidase activity
Source: RefSeq, a predicted model, not a curated record
AUUUCUCCAACUAAUAGUUCAUGAUUGGACAUGAUUUCUUUAUGCAUUCCUCUCCAUUUGAAACUCUGCCACACUCACUUGUAAAUGAAAUGGUCUCCUUUCUUGUUAUAAGCUCCCCUUCUUUUAGAUAAAGAGAGGACAGGCUAUAAGUCGGCUGCAUAACUGAGAUGGCGUUUGUUUGGUUUCUAAUUUUCUCUCUGCCACUUGCAAUUGCAGUGGCACCUCUGCUCGCAGAACUCCAAGAGAAUAAGUUGGAAGUCAACCAGUCUGGCAUAUACGUUAAGAUCUAUCACGUUCAAGGGCCUGAGUCUUCUCUCACCCCAGAAUUCUCCUUAUCCUUCUCCAAUUUUCUCUUGCGUGAUGAAGAACGUGUUGAGGCUCUCAAUUCCAUAGUAGCCCAAGACAGGGGCAGGGGCAGAGGCAGAGGGAGUACAAAUUCCGCUUUAUCCCAGAGAUUAGGAUAUUGGUCAAGUGCAAAGUCUUUGAGUAUCCCACUGAAUCCAGGUUUAUCCAUCGGCACAGGGAACUACUAUUUCAGGAUAGGCCUUGGAACUCCGGUCAAGUACUAUGACGUGCUCAUGGAUACAGGCAGCUCCUUCUCCUGGAUCCAGUGUGAGCCUUGUAAAGUAUACUGUCACGGCCAGGCAGACCCUGUGUUUAAUCCCUCUGCAUCUAAGACAUACAAAUCUCUCUCAUGUGCCGCCUCUGAGUGCUCUUCACUCAAGGAAGCAACUUUGAACAACCCUUUAUGUACUACUUCAAACAAGUGCAUAUACACGGCCAGCUAUGGUGAUUCAUCAUACUCAAUUGGCUACUUAAGUCAAGAUUUACUGACCUUAUCACGAUCCCAAACCUUCUCCAAUUUCCUAUAUGGAUGUGGGCAGGACAAUGAAGGCCUGUUCGGAAGGGCAGCUGGGCUAGUAGGACUAGCCCGUGACAAACUCUCCAUGCUAGCUCAGGUGUCCUCCAAAUAUGGAUAUGCUUUCUCUUACUGUCUGCCCACAGCUAAUUCUACUGCCGCUGGAGGUUUCCUGAAAAUAGGAAAGCCUUCUCUAUCAUCAUUCAAGUUCACUCCCAUGAUCACAGAUCCUCAUCAGAAUCCUAGUUUGUACUAUCUAAGGUUGACAUCUAUAACUGUGGCAGGUAUCCCUCUUAGGGUGGCUGCUGCUGAGUAUAGAGUCCCAACCGUCAUAGACUCUGGAACUGUUAUCACACGCCUGCCAAUGUCUUUGUAUUCUGCCUUGCGAGAUGCCUUUGUAAAGAUCAUGUCCAAAAAGUAUGCGCAAGCCCCUGGAUUUUCGAUAUUGGAUUGCUGUUUCCUGGGGACUGUCAAGACUAUCUCGGCGGCACCUGAGAUUCAAAUGAUGUUUCAAGGAGGAGCUGACCUCACUCUUGGUGCUUCCAAUGUGCUCAUACAAGCUGAGGAGGGAGUUACAUGCUUGGCCUUUGCUGGAUGGAGCCAAACAGCCGUUAUUGGAAAUCAUCAACAGCAGACUUUUGAGGUUGCUUAUGAUGUGUCUGAUUCAAGAAUUGGAUUCGCGGCUAAUGCCUGCCACUGAUCCCUACCAUUUUCCGUUUGAUAAUUAAUUAAAGUGAAAUAUAAUAUAUUUGAAUAAUCACACUGCAAAUCAACCGCUAGGAGAGCUCAUUGUGAAUGAAUGAUUUGUCCCAGCUUUUUAAUUGUAAAUGUCAAGGAUAUAUAAUUCCAUGUCUUAA